UUAUGAUGUUUAAGUUGGCUUCAAAAUUUAGACAUGGAACAACAUCGUCCCAUUCAUCCCGUCCAUCCCACUAUCCCACCGUCCCGCUACCUACCUUGUGAGAUGUGGGAUGUGGGAUGUGGAUCUUCAAAGCACCACCUAGAUCACACUGUCAUUUAGACAUGUUUCCGUUGUCUCUGCCUCACCGCACAUGUCUAAUUGACAUCCUAGUAUAGUAUUAAGUAGUCGCAAACGAAUUGCGACAUAUGGUGUGUUAUGCAUUGUGUUAUUCUAGCCAAUUCCGUACAAUAUGUCUGUCAGCCUACUGCUUGGAUUAUAAAUACGGCCCUUGGCAAAAUCAGGCAUAAAUAGAAAGCACAACCUCGAUCCUCAACGCUGUUUUCAAACCCAGUAUUUUCAGUCACACGCACUUAUAAAAUUGCCAUAGUGAAUCCGAUCAUCUAGUAAAAUGGCUGCUGCCCCCGUUGCUUUAAUCCUCGGCUCCGGUCCCCGAGUUGGUGCCGUCGUUGCCCAGAAAUUUGCCAGUAGUGGCUACAAGGUAGCCGUCGCUUCCAGGAAAGCAGCCGGCGGCAAGACUGCCGAAGGCUUCCUAUCCAUCAAGGCAGACUUGUCUCAACCAGAAACUAUACCAGCUCUCUUCGACGCGGUCAAGGCCGAAUUCAAAUCGCCUCCUACCGUCGUGGUCUACAACGCUGCGGCACUGACGCCUCCACCCGGGGAAGGCGCUCCUCUGUCUAUCCCAACCGAAAGCUUUACGUCUGACUUGAAUAUCAAUACCGUCAGCCCCUACGUCGCAGCACAGCAGGCAAUCGCUGGAUGGGAGACACUGCCGAAGGGUACCAAGACGGCGUUUAUCUACACUGGAAACAAAUUGAAUCUUGUUGUGAUGCCCGGACCAGUUCUCACCAAUCUCGGAGUUGGCAAAGCAGCGUCUGCUUAUUGGAUCGGCGUAGCUGAUGCCGCGUACUCUGCGCGAGGUUACCGUUUCUUCUACGCGGAUGAGCGUGCUGAGAACGGAAAUAGUAAGGGUUCCAAUAUUGACGCACCUGCCCACGCGGAUUUCUAUGCGCAGCUAGCAAACCAUGAAGGCGACAUACCGUGGCUCGCGACAUUUGUAGCAGGCAAAGGUUAUGUAAAAUUCGACUAGGGUACUUUACAAUAAGGACUCUAGAGGUCUGUUGAUAAUGGUGACACAAUUACUUACGGGAAACACCCGUCUAGAGCUUCAAGACGUUUAGUAAUCCGAACGCUAUCCUCGAUUUAAUGCAUACUGACGGGG
This is a messenger RNA of Xylaria bambusicola, 1279 nucleotides long. RefSeq lists its product as uncharacterized. Lineage: Eukaryota; Fungi; Ascomycota; Sordariomycetes; Xylariales; Xylariaceae. The record is from RefSeq and is a predicted model, not a curated record. The transcript has 2 exons. Bases 449 to 1147 code for a protein of 232 amino acids.